UUUUUCUUUCUUUCCUCCAUUGUUUCGACUCACCAAAGAAACCUAAAACCCCAACCCCCCCAAACUCAGAAUUGAUAAAAAAAAUCCCUAAAUUAUCGGAAUUGAAGGUGAAAAACGACCCUUCUUUCGCUUCUGGGUUUGAUCCCACUUCAACUGUCUGCUGAAAUGCCUCAGACGGCUAUCGAAGCGCAAGUUGAGGAUGGUGGGUCUGCUUCCAAGCCACAGCGCAUCAUCAAACUUAGCAAAACCACUGAUGAUAGCGACAAAAAGGGUACAAACAAGAGAGUUAAAGAUAUUGAGAUUUGUGUUCCAAUUGUUUAUGGAACUAUUGCUUUUUAUCUCGGUCGAAAGGCUAGUGAGUCGCAAUCACAUAAGUGGACUGUUUACGUGCGUGGGGCAACAAAUGAAGAUCUUGGAGCAGUGAUAAAGCAUGUUGUAUUUCAACUUCAUCCCAGUUUCAAUAACCCUACAAGAAUUGUUGAAGCACCACCUUUUGAGUUAUCAGAAUGUGGUUGGGGUGAAUUUGAAAUUGGCAUUAGCAUUUUCUUCCACAGUGAUGUUUGUGACAAGCAUUUGGAUUUGUAUCACAUGUUGAAGUUGUAUCCUGAAGAUGAAUCUGGCCCACAGUCUACCAAGAAACCUGUCGUUAUGGAAUCAUACAAUGAGAUUGUUUUUCCAGAUCCUUCUGAGUGUUUCUUUGCUCGUGUGCAAAAUCAUCCAGCUGUUGUUGUGCCGCGGAUGCCUGCUGGGUUUAGUUUGCCUGUUCUGGCACCAGUUGAAAAUACAAAUGAGAAGGGAAGGGGCGAUACCAAGGAUCAUCCACUCAGUCAGUGGUUUUUGAAUUUCUCAGAGGCAGAUGAAUUGUUGAAACUUGCCUCAGCUCGUCAGCAGGUGCAAGCCCAUAUUGUUAAGCUGAGAAGAGAGUUGAGUGUGAUUGAUGGGAUGCCUCAACCUCUAAAACCGGCCUCCAGUUACGAAUGUACAUGAUGAUCAUGGUAGGUUACCAUCGGAGUUCAUUUGUUGGGUUUCUAUUAUGGCUUACAGAGUGAACUGUGAUGAAGAUGUAGGGCUGUGGAUAUUAGAUGUAUCAACCUUAUUUCUUAGAUUUAGUUGUAACUCAUUUCCUCAAGAGAACUGAUUGUAGCUAAAUAGUAUAUGCUAAGUUGUUAACAACAGUAGAUGAUUGUGUAGCUCAUUGUGAACCUAUGAAAUGAAAGAAAACAUAUGCAACUUUCUAUUUUAUUUGUAAACAGUUUACUUGAUGUGAUUGAUCAGGGAUUGAAGAAAGAUGAUGAAAUUGUUUAA
Molecule: messenger RNA, 1305 nt
Organism: Gossypium raimondii (Peruvian cotton)
Lineage: Eukaryota; Viridiplantae; Streptophyta; Magnoliopsida; Malvales; Malvaceae
Product: transcription initiation factor TFIID subunit 14b
Exons: 6
Coding region: 166-987 (273 amino acids)
Biological process (GO): regulation of DNA-templated transcription
Source: RefSeq, a predicted model, not a curated record